AUGCAGCUCGGGCUUCGUCCAAGGCUCCACGCUCGGCCGUCUUUGGUGGACUUGGUCAAUCGAGCAAAGAGCCCACCUGCGUCACCUGCCACUGGCGCAGAGGCAGUAGCUGCUGUAGCCACGCCGCUCGCUCGGCUGGAGGAGGCAGCUGUCCAAGCUCUCACGCAGCCGCUGCCAACCUCUCCGACCUCGACCUCUGACGACAAGGAACUCAGCAGCAGCAGUAGCAGCAGCAGCAGCGCCGCAUCUGCAUCGAGCUUCAACACCACCACUAAUAGCUCAACUCCUCAGCUAUCCCAGCACCGCCAACCACAACAACAACAUCCACAACCCCCAACCCCUACAGUUCCUAUUCCCCUUGCCGACGACGCCCAAGCUGAAGCUGCAGCUGCACAGAGGCCGACGAGUCCACAAAAGACGGUCAACAUGGCACCCAAGAAGCAGCAGCAGAAGAAGACAAAUGGCGACGCUGACGGCGAUGCCUUGGACUCUGGCAAGAUCUUCUCCAUCUCCGGUCCCGUCGUGAUAGCCGAGGACAUGGUUGGAGUUGCCAUGUACGAGUUGGUCAAGGUCGGACACGAUCAGCUCGUUGGUGAGGUCAUUCGUAUCAGCGGUGACCAAUGUACCAUCCAGGUCUAUGAGGAGACAGCUGGUGUCACUGUCGGUGAUCCCGUCCUGCGCACCGGAAAGCCUCUGUCCGUCGAGCUCGGCCCCGGUCUGCUGCACAACAUCUACGACGGUAUCCAGCGUCCCCUCGAGAAGAUCUCGGAACAGUCACAGAGCAUCUACAUUCCCCGUGGUGUCGCUGCUCCUGCUCUCGACCGAAAGAAGAAGUGGGAAUUCACACCUACCAUGAAGGUCGGCGACCACAUUGCCGGCGGUGAUGUCUGGGGUACCGUCUUCGAGAAUUCCUUCAUCAAGGUGCACAAGAUCAUGCUGCCCCCGCGCGCCAAGGGUACCAUCACCAAGAUUGCCAGCAAGGGCGAGUACACAGUGCACGAGAAGAUUCUCGAGAUCGAGUUCAACGGCACCAAGACUGAGCACGGCAUGAUGCACACAUGGCCCGUCCGUGUCCCCAGACCAACCACCGAGAAGCUCUCGGCCGACAAGCCUUUCAUCGUCGGUCAGCGUGUUCUCGACGCCUUGUUCCCUAGUGUCCAGGGAGGUACAGUCGCUAUUCCUGGUGCUUUCGGUUGCGGAAAGACUGUCAUUUCCCAGUCUGUUUCCAAGUUUUCCAACAGCGAUGUCAUCGUCUAUGUAGGAUGCGGCGAGCGUGGUAAUGAGAUGGCUGAAGUCUUGAAGGAUUUCCCAGAGCUGUCGAUCGAAGUCGAGGGCCGUAAGGAGCCCAUCAUGAAGCGAACGACUUUGAUUGCCAACACAUCAAACAUGCCUGUCGCCGCGCGUGAGGCCUCCAUCUACACUGGUAUCACCGUUGCCGAGUACUUCAGAGACCAGGGCAUGAACGUUGCCAUGAUGGCUGACUCUUCGUCUCGUUGGGCUGAGGCUCUUCGUGAGAUUUCGGGUCGUCUGGGAGAAAUGCCUGCAGAUCAGGGUUUCCCCGCCUACCUCAGUGCCAAACUGGCCAGUUUCUACGAGCGUGCAGGAAAGACCCAGGCUCUCGGUUCCCCUGAGCGUGAGGGCAGUGUCAGUAUCGUCGGUGCCGUCAGUCCUCCCGGUGGUGAUUUCUCCGAUCCUGUUACAUCUUCGACCCUCAGUAUCGUGCAAGUCUUCUGGGGUCUCGACAAGAAGCUCGCCCAGCGAAAGCACUUCCCUUCCAUCAACACAUCGCUGUCGUACAGCAAGUACAACACCAUCCUCGACAAGUGGUAUGAAAAGGACUACCCCGAGUUCCCCCGGCUCCGUGACCGUAUCAAGCAACUGUUGUCCGAUUCCGAAGAGUUGGAUCAGGUCGUUCAGCUAGUCGGAAAGUCGGCACUGUCCGACCCUGACAAGAUCACAUUGGAUCUCUCUACCCUUCUCAAGGAAGAUUUCCUGCAGCAAAAUGGUUACUCGACUUAUGAUCAAUUCUGCCCUAUUUGGAAGACUGAAUGGAUGAUGAAGCUCAUGAUGGGCUUCCACGAUGAGGCACAGAAGGCCAUUGCCCAAGGUCAGAGCUGGAACAAGGUCCGUGAUGCUACAAGCGAUCUGCAGGCCAAGCUGCGGACGUUGAAGUUUGAGGAGCCAAGUGAUGGCCAGGAGGCAGUGAGCAAGAAGUACGAACAGAUUCAGCAAGAAAUGUUGGACAAGUUUGCUGCAGUGAUGGACGAGUAA
This is a messenger RNA of Pestalotiopsis fici W106-1, 2271 nucleotides long. RefSeq names its product V-type proton ATPase catalytic subunit A. The transcript is spliced from 5 exons. The coding region runs from base 1 to 2271 and encodes 756 amino acids. The record is from RefSeq and is a predicted model, not a curated record. Gene Ontology annotation, molecular function: ATP binding; ATP hydrolysis activity; proton-transporting ATPase activity, rotational mechanism. Gene Ontology annotation, biological process: proton transmembrane transport; ATP metabolic process. Gene Ontology annotation, cellular component: fungal-type vacuole membrane; proton-transporting V-type ATPase, V1 domain. Lineage: Eukaryota; Fungi; Ascomycota; Sordariomycetes; Amphisphaeriales; Sporocadaceae.